AUGAAGUUCUUGAGUAGACAUGGGGAUCUCCCAUCCAAACCAGAACUGUUAAAGAGAUUCAGCGUGUUUGGGAAGAUAAACGCUUCAAGAACUGAUGUAAACCAAGAGGAAAGCUCUGGGAAAAUAGUUUUCCUGCAGAGCAUAGAUGCAGUGAGAGCUUAUCAAUUUGCAAGAAGCAGAAAGUUUACACUAGGACGGUCUAAGGUUAUGUACCAGCUUGACCCCUUUGAGGGAGGCAAUGAAUUAAACAAAGUUCCAGUGGCUCAGACGCCUCAAAAGUCCGUUCUGUCACCAAGAGCAUGUCUCAAGAAUCACGGUUCGCACUACCAAACUGAAAGAAACCCUAAAUCAUUCUUCCUUGGACCUCCUCUCAUAGCGCCUCCGAUCCAUCUUUCUCUUUCGUGGCGUUUCAUAUCAAAAGAUGGUGAAAAGAAGUUUGGGCAAAACGAUGAAGAUACGCAAACCGGUGACACCCAGCAGGCGGAAUAUAAAACGGUGGUGUUUUGGGACAUCAACAGGUGUCCGCUUCCCGCCGUUUCAGAUUGUCGGAUUGGUGGGAGAAUAGACUCGGCGUUGAUGAAAUUAGGCUACACUGGCCCUCUCACCGCCAUUGGCGACCUAGAUGGCAUCCCUAUUCAAGUCCUGCGAGUCCUCUCCUCUGGAAUCGGUUUUAAGCACCUCGGCCAAGGUAUUUGGAAGCAUUGUGAACGAUUUUAUGUUUGGGGAAGGUUUAAUGAGCAGGAGCUUACAAUAAUGGUCAUAUCUGAUUCUCUUGGUUUGAGUUGCCUCGAUUACGUUUUUGCAAUGCUACAAAAGAAGAGAAGCGGGAACAAAUACAACAUUCUUGUGGCAUAUAAACUUCCUCUGCCUAAACAUGCCAUGGAGAUCUCUGCAGAGUGGCGCUGGGAUUUCUUACUGAAACAAGAUCUUGUUACUCCAGACACCAAACAGGGGACAAGAAGACAGGUUCUUCAAGAUCCCUUGUGUUUUUGCCAGCUAUGCAAGUUUCCUUGCCAAAGCUUUGAAAUUUUCACCACUCAUCUCAAGGGUACCGAACAUGCACUUACAAAGGAAGAAAAGUGCAAGAAAGUUUAA
Molecule: messenger RNA, 1095 nt
Organism: Arabis nemorensis
Lineage: Eukaryota; Viridiplantae; Streptophyta; Magnoliopsida; Brassicales; Brassicaceae
Source: the annotation of a GenBank genome assembly